CGUGACCAUUUGGCAAGCACCACGAUUUCUUGUUGUUGGGACGUAGCUUUCUCAGUCAAGGCGUUACUUUUACGCAAGAAAGUUGAUAUUGAGUAUAUCAGCAAACUCAGUGGAAAAGUACAAAUUUCUCAAAAUCAGACGGAUCCAAAAUACACUUGACAUGCUUUUGAAGAGUGUGCUACUCGUGGGUUUGAUCGUUGCAUUUGCCGGUAGCAACAAUGCCCAGCAAGAAAGAAUACUUCGAAUUGUUAGCAUCCUGGAUCAGCCAUAUCUAAUGCAUGGUGACGAUGCGGACAACGGCAGUUAUACGGGAUUUUGCAAAGAUCUGGCAAAAAUGAUUUCUGAAGAAUUGAGGAUGGAUUAUGAAAUUCACCUUGUCAAGGAUGGCAGAUAUGGUGCAAAAAAUAAAUCAGCCUCCGGACAAUGGAAUGGGAUGAUUGGGGAAAUUGUCAAUAAUGAAGCUGACAUUGUGGUAGCUCCGUUGACGGUUACGGCUGCUCGGGCCGCAGUAGUGGAUUUCUCAACGCCAUUUCAAGAGUUUCAAUUUAGCGUUUUGCUCAAGAAACCUGACAUUGAUGAGGACGAAUCAGACGAGGAUGAAACACUGACGGCAUUUUCCCCUUUCCAUUUGUACCUCUGGUUGGCAAUUGUGUUCACAGUACUUGGAAUGGUUUUCAUUUCGCUGGUCAUUGAGUGGUCAUUUAAAAACCCCGACACUCACGGAGAAGGAUUCGUAAAUUUUCUUAGACAAGACUCCAUUUUUCGUCCAGAGUCAAUUACAGGGAAAGUUGUACGCUUCGUGUAUUUGGUAUUCAUCAUCCUUGUCAUUUGUGCAUACACGGCUAGUUUUGCUGUUCAAAGGGAAGCUGACUCACAGUCUGAGGUCUUUGGUAUAGACUCAAUUGAAGAGUUGGUAACAGAAGAUGACAUGAAAUUUGGAAUUAUUGAUGGGGGAUCUACAGAGGCGUAUCUAAAAGGAUCAAAUGAUGAAACGUACACAAAACUGUAUGAAAUUAUUGACCGAGAAAAUACAAAGGUUGAAAACUACGCAGAAGGAUUGGAAAGGCUUCGACUGGACGAAAAGUUUGCUUUUGUUAUCGAAUCGCCCAAAGCUGAAUUCUUUUCCAGCAUGGAACCGUGCGACUUGGAAACAGGACGGGAAGAGUUCGGUCCUACACGAGGAUAUGCAAUUGCGACAAGAAAGGGUAUUAAGCUUAGUUAUGAUGUCAACAUUGUCAUUUUAACACUAAAAGAGAAUGGGAAACUGGAGACUUUGAUCAGAAAAUACUGGAAUAAUAUUGAAUGCUCAGACAAGGAAGAUGGGGGUGAUGAUGAUUCAGGGGACUCGGUUGAAAAAGAUGAAUUUGAUACUCUUAAUCUGAGCGAAAUGGCUGGGCUUUUCUACUUUCUCUUUGGUGGUUUAAUUCUCAUUUUGCUGGUCUGGAUCUUGGAACGAAGAGCUACCACCAAAUGAGCAGACUUGAAGAAGUUAUGAUGAUGAGACCAAGCAUGAAACUACAAUACUUUAAUAGUUUAAAUCCUUGUUUAUUAUUCGUUAUUGGAUUUCAACAACUAAAAAAGUUCUUCUAACUGCACACUCAACAAAUUUUGUCAAACUUUUUUUUCAAAUAAAAUACAUUGGAUUACUUUGUGCAGACAAAUCACAAGGUUCACGAUUUGCUCCGCCUUUUCCACCAGCA
Folsomia candida is the source of this 1700-nucleotide messenger RNA. Its product is annotated as glutamate receptor 4. The coding region runs from base 161 to 1474 and encodes 437 amino acids. The record is from RefSeq and is a predicted model, not a curated record. Gene Ontology annotation, molecular function: AMPA glutamate receptor activity; transmitter-gated monoatomic ion channel activity involved in regulation of postsynaptic membrane potential. NCBI's taxonomy places the organism in Eukaryota, Metazoa, Arthropoda, Collembola, Entomobryomorpha, Isotomidae. The transcript is spliced from 12 exons. Gene Ontology annotation, biological process: synaptic transmission, glutamatergic; modulation of chemical synaptic transmission. Gene Ontology annotation, cellular component: plasma membrane; AMPA glutamate receptor complex; dendritic spine.